Messenger RNA from Polistes canadensis, 1838 nucleotides. RefSeq names its product cilia- and flagella-associated protein 45. The transcript is spliced from 6 exons. The record is from RefSeq and is a predicted model, not a curated record. NCBI's taxonomy places the organism in Eukaryota, Metazoa, Arthropoda, Insecta, Hymenoptera, Vespidae. The coding region runs from base 270 to 1838 and encodes 522 amino acids.
UUUUGAUAAGACCACGUAUCCACAUGUAACUAUCGAACAAACGAACGUGUUGUCACACCUAUCAAUGGUUUUAACUAUUUUUCAAUAGUAUUCCCAUUCUGGAUAAUAGGAUCAUUUCGUGCCGGAUGUUCAUACGAAUUGAUAAUCUAAUUGUAUUAUCAAAUAUAUGUAUGUUAUAAAGAAAAUAAUCCAAAUUGAAUUUGUUAGAUAACUAUCUUUCAAAUGAUUAAUACGUAAAAACGUGUUAAUUGGCAAGCCUUUUAAAAAACAUGUCGAAAACUUACAAGAUCUCAAGUGUUACAGAUAAUCCUUUACGAAGACAAGCGUUCGUUUACAGAAAAUCAAAAUAUCACGAUAACGAAAAAUGUACAACGGGUAUAGUCUCGGCAAACUUAAAAAAAUCUAAUAUAUUAGGAGAACGGGGAGCAGUUAAGGUACGAACUGAAAAUGGAAAGCAGAAACAGGAUACCGCUUUUAUCGGAUCAAAAAGACCAGUUAUUAUUACAAGCAAAGAGUAUAAGGAAUUUAAAGAGCAUGGUCGUUAUUUAACUGAAGAAGAGAAACAAGCGGCUAUUACAGCAGUAGAAGAGGAAAAACAGAAACUAAUCAAAGAUAGCAUGAUACGUAAAGAACUUUUUCAUAAAAUGGACCUGACAAAAACACGCGAAAAAGACAAAAUGUUAAAUGAGAUAGAGGAAGAAGCCAAAAAAAGGACCAUGCAUUUGCUUGAAAGAGCUUACAAUUUAAAGCUCGAGCAGGAAGAGGAAAUUCAAAAGUAUAAUCGGCUUAUCUUAGAAACUAAAUGUAGAGUCAUAAGAGAUAUGCAGAUGGCUGAAAAGAAAUUAAUCAAACAAGAAUUAGCCGAAGAAGAGAAGCGUUUAAAUGAUAUGAUGGAAAAUGAAAGAAGAUGGGCCAUUAAAGAGGAUUUAAAGAAGGAAGAAGAAGAAAUUUAUAAGAAACAAGUAUUUGCUAAGAUUUUAAAGGAUCAAAUUACGGAGAACGAAGAACAACGAAUACUUGAAUUUGAAAGAAAACAAGAGGAGAGCCAGCUAAUUAAUAUGAAUAACAUAACUUGGCAACUAGCAGAAAUGGAAAAGUUACAUCGCAAAGAAGCUGAAGGUGCUAAAAUUCGUCGAGAUCUAGCAGAAGUGAAUGAACAAUUGAAACAUUUCAAAGCUAUGGAAGAAGAAGAAAAUAAAAUAAUAGAUUUAAGGAUAAAAGAAUAUCAAAAAUUUCAAGAAGAAAGAAAUAUUCAAUUAAGUGAAAAGCAAAGAUUGGAAAAUUUAAGUAAAGAACAAGAAAAAGAAAGGCUAGCUGUACAGGCAAAGCACACGCAAGAUCUUCAAAUACAAAUUGAUGCAAUAAAUGCAGACCGCGUUCAAGAAGAAGUAGAAAGAGAAUGGAGACGAAAAGAAAAGGAGGAAGCUCUGAAAAAGAUAGAAACCAUAAUGGAUCUUAAAAAAGGAAGAGAAGAGCAAAUAAAAAACAAAAGAUCGAUGCAAGCGAUUGAAAUUGACAGAGAAAAACGUGAAUUUGAAAGAAUUCUACGUGUGCAAAAGGAGGCAUUUUGCCGCGAUAAAAAGAACCGCGAGAAGAAACACCAAGAAGCUCUUAAUCAUCGUAACGAGAUAUUAAAGCAGGUGAACGAAAAGGAAAGAGAACGCAUUCGAGCGAGGCAAAAGAUGUUUGAAGAAGGAUUGGCAAUUCGUGCGGAAGCUGCUAUGCGUAAAAAAAAGUUACAAGAAGCUAUGGAACGAAAAUGUAAUGAAAUGAGAGAGAACAAGGUACCCGAAAUAUACGUUAAUGAAGUUAAACGCAUGAUCGAAAAUAUUAAAUAA